This is a messenger RNA of Lactuca sativa (garden lettuce), 1319 nucleotides long. Its product is annotated as DNAse I-like superfamily protein. The record is from RefSeq and is a predicted model, not a curated record. Lineage: Eukaryota; Viridiplantae; Streptophyta; Magnoliopsida; Asterales; Asteraceae. Gene Ontology annotation, molecular function: 3'-5'-RNA exonuclease activity.
GCAAGAGGAGGAGGCCGCCCUGUGAGGAAGCUCUACUUAUAUAUCGCUUCUUCUGCUGGGGGGAAAAUGCUUCUGAAAUCCGGUGGUUUACUGCUUUCUCGCAUCCCUCUCGUUUCUUCCUCCUACCGAACAAGUAAGAUUUGUAUGAGAAAAAUGAGCACUAAGAACACGCCUACACCAGUUUACCCUAAAUUCAUCCCAGUCGAACAGAAUCAAAUUACUUCAGUAAGCAAGUCUGAGGGCCUCAAAUUUCGAGUGGUUUCAUAUAACAUUCUGGCUCAGGUAUAUGUAAAAAGUUCUGUAUUCCCACACUCUCCAUCACCUUGUCUCAAGUGGAAAGCUCGUUCCCCAAUAAUUCUUGAUCUUCUUAAACAUCUUGAUGCUGAUAUUUUAUGCUUACAGGAAUUAGAUGAAUACGAUACCUUCUACAAAGAGAAAAUAGAGCAAAAUGAUUACUCAAGCAGCUACAUUAAAAGAAGUGGUAGGAAAUCAGACGGAUGUGGGAUUUUCUACAAGCACAACAAAUUGGAGUUGGUGAUAGAGGAAACAAUUGACUAUAAUGACCUUGCUAACUUGCUUCUAGAUGAAGCAUCUCGUGUGGAACAAAAGGAGAAGGAUCUUGAUUCCAAAGGAAAAGGAGAUCCUAAUGAUCCAUAUGUCCGGUUGAAACGUGAUUGUGUUGGAAUUAUGGCUGCUUUCAAGUUUAAAAAACCUUAUCAACAUUAUAUCAUUGUGGCAAACACACAUCUUUACUGGGAUCCAGAAUGGGCAGAUGUGAAGCUUGCACAGGCGAAAUAUUUAUCAUCACAAGUAGCAAAAUUUAAAAAAAUGGUAUCUGAAAAAUUUGAGUGCAAACCAUCAGUAAUCAUUACUGGGGAUUUCAAUUCUAUUCCUGGAGACAAGGUGUACCAGUAUCUUGUUUCUGGUGGCUCAGUGGAAUGUUUAGAAGAUGAACCACCGAUUAAUUUAUCAAGUGUUUAUGCAUGUACAAGGGGUGAACCGCGAUUUACCAAUUAUACCCCUGGAUUCACUGGUACACUUGAUUAUAUAUUUUUCUCACCUUCUGAUGAGGGGAUUCAAAUUGAACCUGUUAGUUUCCUUGAGCUUCCGGAAGCUGAGUCAGCGGAUGUAAAAGGUGGAUUGCCAAAUUAUUUUCAUCCCAGUGAUCAUUUGCCAAUAGGUGCUGAGUUUUUAGUGGUUUAGUAGUCAUCAUCUCUCUCAGUUUUGCAACUGUUGUUUCUUUUUUCUGAAUAUAUUUUUUGUAUUACAUUGUUAUAGAAUUUAUGAGAUAAGUUAAGAGGACAAUUUUCUAACUUAAA